Molecule: messenger RNA, 1279 nt
Organism: Suillus subaureus
Lineage: Eukaryota; Fungi; Basidiomycota; Agaricomycetes; Boletales; Suillaceae
Exons: 5
Coding region: 329-1162 (277 amino acids)
Biological process (GO): NLS-bearing protein import into nucleus; regulation of DNA-templated transcription; nuclear pore organization
Cellular component (GO): nuclear pore nuclear basket; nuclear membrane; nuclear pore central transport channel
Molecular function (GO): phospholipid binding; structural constituent of nuclear pore; single-stranded DNA binding
Source: RefSeq, a predicted model, not a curated record
GCUACACAAGAACCGAACCCGAACUGUGCUUAAAUUGUUGGACAUUGCUCUCCUGCUGGCAUCUAAUUCGUGUUGAGAAACCUUGAAAAAGUGACCAUGUCAACGAGCACAAACUCCCAUGCUCAUCCACAUCCGCAUGCUCAGAGCACGAGCCAUAAUCCCUGGGGAAGCACGAGUGGCACAGGCCCCCUCGGCACGUCUCUCACUGACACCUUCGGGCAGUCCAGGACACAUUACCAGCCAGGCUAUAUGAUGGUACGCUUGUCCUACUUCCCACCACCUUAACUUCUCAACAUGAUUCACGCAGUCCGUGGCGCAACAUAAUGUCAUGUCCCCCAGCGCACAAAAUACAGACGAAAUCCCCGUCGUGCAGACGAAGGCAAAAAUAAACAAGGGUUUGUCCCGUGGUGCCUCGCAUUUUGGCGCCGAGUCAAUGUUUGAGAGCUCGAGCACGCAAAGGCAAGCAUUCACGGACAUGGACGCGCCACCAACCAGUUCAGUCAAUGAUAUAUUCCGUGAGGGGUCUUCUUUUGGCGAGUCCCAACGGGCAGUUUUGCCCCCUUCGCGCCCCUUCUCCCUCUCAAACUCUUCCUCUACGAUGAACACCUCCCAGUCUAAAACCCAUACCCAGUCAAGCACCCCAAACCAACCGACCUACAUCAUUGUCUUCGGCUAUCCACCAGAUAAAUAUUCCCUCACCGUAGAAUAUUUCCGUUCGCUUGGCGCGAGUACCGAACCGGAGCCUAACACAGAAAUUGUGAACGCGUUCAGAAUCGGAUUCCGUGACCCUGGAGAAGCCAUGCGUGCGGUCAGGCGAAAUGGGGAGGUCUUAGGGGGAACUUGGAUGGUUGGCGUUAAAUGGGCUGAUUCUGCUCAGGACCCCCGCGGACCUGAUUUCACAACGUCUACUUCCCCACCGCGGAUGCAAAUCCAGACUUCACAAGUACAAGCGCAUACGGAUGGAAAUGCGAUGGUGGUGGAUGGUGCUGCUACUGUUGGGACGCCGAUCAAGCUUGCGCCGUCUGUAGCUGCGUUUCGCAAAGCUCCUGCGCCAGCUCCCCAGAAAUCUGCGUACGCUGUGCCCGUACCGGUCGUUAAUGCGCAGCAGAGUCCUGCGAAGGGCGUGUUUGGGCAGGUUGGGGAUCUGUUAUUUGGGUGGUAGCGUUAUGUGGUGAUAUUCGUACUCUGGUAUGAGUGCGCUCUUGUCUUUGGUACGUCUGUAGAUGCAUGGAUAUGGAUGCGUCUUUGGAUGUGCGAUGGACUUGCAGGGUGUUUUGCU